Molecule: messenger RNA, 3846 nt
Organism: Cryptomeria japonica (Japanese cedar)
Lineage: Eukaryota; Viridiplantae; Streptophyta; Pinopsida; Cupressales; Cupressaceae
Exons: 22
Coding region: 63-3434 (1123 amino acids)
Biological process (GO): proteasome-mediated ubiquitin-dependent protein catabolic process
Cellular component (GO): proteasome regulatory particle, base subcomplex
Molecular function (GO): proteasome-activating activity; ATP binding; ATP hydrolysis activity
Source: RefSeq, a predicted model, not a curated record
UACUUAUAUAUUGUUUUGAAAAUUGCUACUGGCAUUUCACUCUUCCCUUUUGAAGAGAAAAAAUGGCAGACUUAGACACUGCAACUGCAGAUUCCGGGAAAGAAGUGAAGGUGCUUCUCAAAGAGUUCGAUGCAGAGCUCAGCACAAUUACUAACGAAGGAGAAGGAAAAGAAAGCCCUCCGUUAACUCCUUUCACAGAUGCCGAAUGGCUCGCUCAUUUGGAGCUCAAAUUUGUGCUGCGUUCUCUCAAAAUCGAAAUGCUGCGCACUGUGGGGCGUUGUAUCGGCGCUGUUUAUUCAGAUGGCCUUGCUUCGCAUAUCUCCCCGACCGCCGUGAAUAAAGCACUGAUGACUGUGCAAGAGAUGACUGAAAAAAUUGAGUCUAGGGCACAGAAACGCCUUUCAAUUACAGAUCCAGGAUUAUUUCCAAUGGUAUUGCGUCUGGUUGAUCGAUAUGCGUUAUCUAUGGCAGAGUCAGAUUUGUUUCAGCUUCUCUUUGUUCGUGGUGCCUCCAAAUCUCUUACAUUUCGUGCUAUCAUAGAAAUUUUACUCUCACAAGCAGGAGGAAGGCAGGAUGAUAAGGAGAUAGCCAUGGAGCUUUGUGGGAUGAGCUUUUUGGAAGUUGAACAAUUCCUGGAUGACAAACGGACUCAUAUAUCUGAGGGCAUUAUUAUAGGACAGGAUGAAUAUGAAGGGAAAACAGUUCGAAUGAUCAAUGAGGCUAUAUCUGCAUUGUUGCUGGGAUCUCUAAAUACUGAGCAGCGACUGAAAUUGAGCAAGACAGAGCUACUGAAUGUUAUGGAGUCUUCAAAGAUUCAAGACAGCAUUCCCAUAGAUACGGUUGACUAUUCUUCUCAAUUGUCACUACCAAUUAUUGUGGAGAGCAAUGGGACACCAUCUCUUACUGAUCUCAAUCCUGGAAUUGACAAUUCUUCUUCUCGAAAGCGAAGGCAUGUGUCAACUGAUCAAGCUGAUACGAGUGAUGAUUUAGCAGCUGAAACAUCAUACACAAAUAAGCUAUUAAGCCAAAGACAAAUCUCUGAACACCAGGAAAUGGAAGUGCCUGUUGAUAACGAAAACAAGAAAAUAAAACUUUGUGGAACUGAUGCUGGAACCAGCAGUGAAACCUGUCCUUCCUCAGGCCCAUCAGAUGAAGAGGUGAAGGCUUCAACAAAUGAGCUUCAACCAUACACCUCAAGUCUUGAAUAUCUUGAUGAUGCAUUUCAGGCUUUAGCACUGAUGCUUCGCAUUGCAAAAGCACGUCAUAAAGAGAAUCUUAAAGAAGCCUGUAACAAUGAGCGCCCUUGGUAUGAUGUGUAUCGACCAGCUAAAGUUUCUAGCAUACGAGAAUUGUGUGCGAAGUUGAAGUAUGUACAAAACCGGCUUCAUGAGAGGAUCAAAAUUACAGAACAAGGAUUAAAAGAUGGAUCUACCGAACUUCCACGUUUGGAGGCAUUGGCAAGGAAGCUUGGUUUGGAUGAAUUUGAAAAAGGAGUGGUGGUUAUGCUAACAGGCAUUGCAAUAUCUCCUGUUGUGAAGAGUAUUUUUGAAGGUGACAAUGGAGAUAGUAGCUUUCGUCGUUGUGGUGAGGUAGUUCAGGUCAAAGACAUUUUGACAGUUUUUUUUGAUUCCUUCAAGGAACAGGUUCUGGCCCGUACACACUUCUACAAGUCAAGCAAACUUGUUGCAAGAGGUCUAAUCAAAUUGAGAGUAGUUGCAUAUGCACGUGGAGGUGGGGACUUGAUGGACCAGCAGGUGGAACUAGAUCGUCGCAUGCUGGAUUGGAUUGUUGGUCUUGAUACUGAAAUGAAUGAACUUGUUGAAGGAAGUCAUCUAUAUAAGCCAAUGGUACCUAUUGAAAGCGUUGUCCUCCCUGAUGAGCAGAAGAAAACGAUACUGAGGACAACUGAUAAUUUUGCAAAAUUUAGGCAAUAUAGAAAAAAUGCCGGUCUUGAAGAUUUUAUGACCUACGGAGCAGGGCUUGUUAUACUUCUUUGUGGGCCAUCAGGAACUGGAAAGACGAUGACUGUCAAUGCUGUUGCCCAUCAUCUAGGAAAACGUGUUCUUCUUGUAGAUUUUCAUUCACUUCAGUCAGUCUGUGGAGGAAAUAGUCGUGAUGAUCAUUCUGCUGAUCUGCGUGGACUCUUCCGAGAUGCUGAUAUGAAUGAUGCCAUUAUUUUCUUUGAUGAAUGUGAGGCUAUUUUUGCACAGAGAGAACGUGGUGGUGAUAAAUUGCUAAAUACACUUUUGACAGAGAUGGAGCGAUAUGAAGGCAUAAUAAUGCUGGCAACUAAUCGACCUUUAGAUCUUGAUGAAGCCAUGCAUAGGCGUAUCACAUGUGUGAGUGAGUUUCACCAACCAGAUCACACACAGCGAUACAAAAUAUGGAAACUUGCAUCAGAGCGCCUCCCAGUUGCUGAGAACAUUGAUUGGGAGAAAAUAUCUUUAAGAUAUGAGUUGAGUGGAGGGUACAUAAAAAAUGCCUUGUUGAGCUCUUUGCUGUUGGCUAUUUCUCGAGAUAGCCACAAUCCAAAAAUGACUGAAGAGGAUAUUAUCUCAGGAUGCCGGUCACAAAUGCGUGGUAGCCUACAGAUGAAGUCAUUCACACACAGGGUUGUUCCAAAGACAUCAAUGGAUGAACUUAUACUCAGUACUUCUAUGCGUAAGCACUUAGAAUGUAUUAUUAGCUUUGAAAAGGCUAGGGCAGUACUCCUUGGUCAAUGGGGUUUUCAGCAAGAGCAACUCGGGACUGCAUGCUUUUUCUGGGGCGCUCAUGGAACUGGCAAGUCAGCUGCUGCAGAGGCAAUUGGAUUUGAAUUGGGUCGUCCAUUGAAGGUGAUCAAUUGUGCUCAAUUAGUAUCAAAUGAGCAAAGCUCUAAGACAAGCUCAAAUAUAUGCACAUCAUUUAAAGAUGCACGACUUCUGGAUGCUGUUCUUGUGCUGGAGGACUUUCAGAUAUUUGGUUCUGAAAAUGCCUCCUCUAGAGAUGGAAUAACCAGUGUUUCACCCUGGUCAGAUGUUGCUAUAGGCCUCCUUUUACAUGAGCUGGAGCGCUUUCCAGGCAUUUGCAUCCUGGUUGCAAAUUUUAUACAGGAAAGUGCUAUCCAUAGGUUGGAUCCUGAGUUACGGCGUAGGUUGAAAUUUAUUGUAGAAUUCAAAAUGCCUGAUCAAGCUGUGCGAACUCAAAUGUGGAAAAAAAUGAUUCCUAACAAGGCACCAGUUGCCACAGAUAUCGAUUUUGAAGAGUUGGGUCGUCGCUUUGAGUUUGCAAGUGGUACAAUCAAUGCAGCGAUCAUCAGAGCAGCUGCAGAGGCUGCACUUCGAUACAAAGAAUCACACAGGAUAACCAUGAAGGAUCUUGUGAAAGCUGCCGAGACAGAACUUGAGCACAUGAAAGAUGAAAUAAGUGAAACUAUGCUUCGUGCUUUUCUGUAGGAAUCAACUUAUUUUUCUAGCCGUGUUGGUUUCAGCAUGGUGCAAGUUGGGUGCGGUUUGUCAAAUCAAUUUUAGUUGUGAUGCUUUGGCAAUAGUUGGCUAGAUCAAAUUGACAUUCAAGCCUGAAUAAGCCUUCACUUGGCACCAACAAUAUGUAAAAAUAAUGGCUCUCCCAGUAUAAUAAUUUUUGAUUAGUUAUUUAAGAUUCUCAAGAUAAGGUAUGUGUGUUCGUUCACUCUGUAUUUGUAUGAACAUGGCACUUGAAAGGAAUUGAACUUUUGUCACAUCGCCAUACACACACCCAUACCAAAAAACGAAACUGAGGCCUUCAAUGAGGCAAUUAUAUUGUGUUUUUUAAAUUAUUCUUUUUGUUAUAAUUGACAAUCAAAUAUAAUACAAACACUUUAAACUA